This is a messenger RNA of Sordaria macrospora k-hell, 1740 nucleotides long. RefSeq lists its product as uncharacterized. Lineage: Eukaryota; Fungi; Ascomycota; Sordariomycetes; Sordariales; Sordariaceae. The record is from RefSeq and is a predicted model, not a curated record. Gene Ontology annotation, molecular function: oxidoreductase activity.
AUGGGUUCGGAAUUGCCGUGCAAUUCCGAGUGCGUUGUCGAUGCGCUCAUAAUCGGCGCUGGCCUGAGCGGUCUAAGAGCGGCUGUCGAGCUGCACAAGGCAGGCUUGAAAGUCGCUGUUCUCGAACGGAAGAACCAUAUCGGUGGCUUGUGUCACGCAGCUACCAUCCAUGAUACGGCCAGGAUCACGUCCAUUGGCGACAUCCACACCGAGAUGCUCUCUCUGGCCAAGGACUUCAACAUCGACCUCGUCAAGCAGCACAGGAAGGGACUAGACCUCCAACAGCGGUACGACUGGAUCCAAGACCGCCCCCGGAUUACCGAGCAUAUCCGCGCGCUUGAAAAAUCCGUCUGGCCGCCUGAAGGUUCUGAACUUGCCUUCAGGUCAUUGAUCAAAGACCCAGCAAUCCAAAGAUUCUACCGCCGCAUCUCCCAUCUCUCCGAAACCUGGCACGGCCCCGACGUCUUAUUCCUGGACGCCGUCUCCUUCCUCCAGCUCGUGGAAGCUAAUUUCUUCCACAGCAAGGUGGUCGCCCACGAAGCCCACUUCCUCACCAACUUUCUCCUUGGCGUUAACCCAGCCCGCGUCUCAGCUCUUUACGUCCUCGACCACAUUGCCGCCUGUGGCGGACUCGCCAACCUAUACUUCCACCCCGAUUCCCCUGGCGGCGGUGCAAACCAUUUCCGCGUCCCGCAGGGGCCGCAAGCCUUCGUAACCAACCUCGCUGACCUUCUUCCCAAAGAAACCAUCCAUCUUUCCGCCCUCGUCGAGAAAAUCACCCAAACCAACCUACCCGACACCGCGGACGGCCACGACGACAGCUCCUCUCACCCAUGCACAAUCGAAGCCACGUUUAACCCCAGCAGCAGCAGCAGCAGCAGCAGCAGCACCACCACCAGGACUUUCCACGCCAAAAAAGUCCUCCUCACCACAACCCCGGCCUUCUACGCCCACAUAUACGCUCACUGCCCCGGAAACAUAAAGUUCCACCCCGCUCUUCCUCCCCAAAAACACGCCUCCGUAAACCGCCAUAGCGACUACCACGGGGACUUCGCCACCGUAACGUUUUACUUCACCCAGCCAUGGUGGCGCGAAGCGGGUCUAUCGGGGUCACUGGACUGUCGCGUUAUGAAUGAGCUAGACGGGCCAAUCUCCUGGGUGCGGGACACGAGCGAGGAAGAUGCCGACGCCGAACAAAAAAAGGUGUGGAGUUUAACCUGCUGGUGCGCAGCAGAGAAGAGUAACGAGGUCUGGGAUUGGAUUAGCAGUAGUUAUGCGGUGGAUGAUGACUCGGCGGAGUUGCAGAAGGAGAACUGGGCCGAAAAUCCGGAUUCCGGCGCCGAGGGGGGACCUGUUCCUGGUAGUACGGAGGAGGAGGAGAAGGAGAAGGAGAAAGGGGAUCCGAAUGACCAGCACCUUGCAUUCACGGUUAGAACAUGGAAUAGGUUAGGCGUUCCGGCGCCGAGGGAACUGCCCAAGGCUGGGAAAGAGAUGGAGGAGGUGUUGAGGACGUGGAAGUAUGAAGGGCCGGGAAAGGGGGAUGCGGUGAUGAGAGAGUCGUUUGGCAAUGUGCAUUUUGCGGGCACGGAGAUUGCGGAGGAGUGGAGGGGUUUCAUGGAGGGAGCGGCGAGGAGUGGAGUGAGGGGCGCGAAGGAAAUUAUUGAGGCGUUGAAGAAGGGGAAGAACCAGGAAUGGAAGGGUGGGGAGGGAGAGGAGAAAGGAGUUAAGGCGCAUCUUUAA